This is a messenger RNA of Gregarina niphandrodes, 534 nucleotides long. RefSeq names its product putative transmembrane protein. The transcript has a single exon. The record is from RefSeq and is a predicted model, not a curated record. Lineage: Eukaryota; Apicomplexa; Conoidasida; Eugregarinorida; Gregarinidae. Bases 1 to 534 code for a protein of 177 amino acids.
AUGGACGAGUACCUGCCUCAUUUAUGCACAGCGAUGUUGUGCGGGGCUGUCUUCAGCUGGUUGGCAUGGGACGGUAUUAGGACGAAGUUGCCACGAAUAAUUUCAAGGACGCAGCUGGAGGGAUUAGAAAUGAACAGCAACGAAAUGAAGAACCACGAGCCGCACAUUAUCGAGUGGAGAAGGAACCAGCGGUCGUGGAAAGACGGUGCGAGUGGUGUGCUGUCGGUGCCGAGAAAGCGUCACGGGAUCGUUCAGAAGUGCUUCCGCUUUGGCGCGCCCGAUGCCUUCGAUAUUUACGCCGUGAGGGAAGCUGCUUACCGUUACGUCUCAAAGACUGCCCGUAGCGGCCAGGUCACCUGCUUCUCACCAGCCGAGACACAACGUGAACUUGUUGACCGUGUCGCUCGCGAACUGGACGUAACUCUCGGCGACCUGAAGAGUUUCCGAUCGGCUGCCCGCCUUGAUCCAGGUGCCCGCCUUGAUCCAGGUGCCCGCCUUGAUCCAGGCGCCCGCCUUGAUCCAGGCGCCCGUUGA